Messenger RNA from Didymodactylos carnosus, 270 nucleotides. The record is from the annotation of a GenBank genome assembly. Lineage: Eukaryota; Metazoa; Rotifera; Eurotatoria; Philodinida; Philodinidae.
CCAUAACUCAAUUUCUUUGAAGAGGGAGAAUAUUUUGAUUUAUCCAAUCAGAUAACGCCAAUUAAAUUAACACCAUCACAAGAAUUAGAAAAAAUACCUGAUUAUUUAAUAUGGUCAAUUGGCAAUUUUAUUUUAUUUUUUAUUCUUGGAAUUGUUUGUGUUAUAUUGUCCGUGCGUGUUCGAGAACAUAAAGCGGAACGUGAUUAUUUCAAAACAGCAGAUAGAAAUAAUAAACAUAAACCAAUGGAAGAUAAUAAUUUAUUUAUAUAA